Molecule: messenger RNA, 1194 nt
Organism: Cylindrotheca closterium
Lineage: Eukaryota; Bacillariophyta; Bacillariophyceae; Bacillariales; Bacillariaceae
Source: the annotation of a GenBank genome assembly
AUGAAUCGUCUCACUGGGAAGAAGAAACAACGAUUAUCAGCGACAAGCAUCUUCAUCUGGAUUGCCGUUGGAUGUGGAAUCGCAAUGCUGGUGGUCUCGAGUACAACAUCUGGAGCCUAUCUACGAAAUAAUAUGAGCAGAAAGUUGAGCGAAAUAUACGAAGAAGCUAUAAGCAACAAUUCUACGAGGACAAAUGGCUUGGGUAGUAUGCUUUCACUGGGUCCAGAGGAAGACAGGCUUCUGAUCUCAGAGUUGACACAGUCGCCAACACCUGGUUCUCUUGAAUGUCCAGAAGGAUUCAUUGCAAUUUAUGACAGAAUAAUUCCCGAGACCAACUCUACUACAGUCAAGCGGAAAAUUCCCAAGAUCCUGCAUAUAUCGUAUAAGAGCCGUUGUCUUCCAGCAGAAGUGUUCGGGGCUGGAGUUCAGCGGUGGAUGGAUGAACUUCCUGAUUAUUCUGUUUAUUUUCACGAUGACGAUGCUGUCGACCGCCUCAUGGAAGCAGAAUGGCCAGAGUUCCCACAGCUUCAUCGGAUCAUGAGAUGUCUACAGUACAAGGGGGCGAUGAAAGUUGAUUUGUGGAGAAUGCUUGUAAUCUACCGAUUUGGAGGGCUGUACACGGACAUUGAUAAUGUCCCUGCAGAAGAAUUCAAAGGAGGGGAGGUUAUUGAUCCAGAGGACACUUUCUUUUCCACUUCUGAUAGCUGGAACAGACCCAAUCAGAAUGUAUUCGCAAUGGAGCCUUUCCACCCUAUCGCCAUCUUUACUAUACAGACCAUUAUGAAGAACCUAUACGAAAUGACAAGCUUACGUAAACCUCAAGUGGUGUUCGUGACUGGGCCCAUGGUGUUCAGAGAUGGAUAUAUAUCGUAUCUCGAACUCUCCUAUCCGUACAAAACGCAUGAACAGAUCUUGGAAGCUGGAUUGAAGAAAGGAAAACUGGGCAAACAGAUUCACAAGGAAGGGCAGUGGAAUUGGGGAAAUAUCAUUGGUUCUGAAGGUGUGGAGUACGAUGGAAAGAAUAUGAGCAAGAAGGAACGAGAUCAUUUACUUGCUGGUACCUAUCAUUGGUCGAAGGUUGUUUACUGGAAUCGAAAUGGACUAGAUUUAUCUUGUCGAGAAUAUUUAUAUCAGUUGGAACACCCUUCGCCGGAGAACGGAAUUGCUGCCAAUUGGACGGUCCUUGGAAGAUGA